This is a messenger RNA of Pisolithus orientalis, 1294 nucleotides long. RefSeq lists its product as uncharacterized. NCBI's taxonomy places the organism in Eukaryota, Fungi, Basidiomycota, Agaricomycetes, Boletales, Pisolithaceae. The record is from RefSeq and is a predicted model, not a curated record. The transcript has 10 exons. The coding region runs from base 110 to 1219 and encodes 369 amino acids.
CCUAGGCCUCUUGCUGCGAGUCGAUACCACGACGACGGGCUUCAUACUGAUCCUACCCACACCUUAACCUCUGCAUUCUAAAGUACACAGAAUCAUAUCCUACGUUCACAUGGCUCCUGGUCGUAUCAAAAAGUGGUUCAAGUCGCUUGGCAGUGAUUCUCAUCGCGCCCGCCAAAGCGACUCAAGUGAUUUAGCUCCUGCUGCAACUAAAGCUGCGGCUGCAGAACCUAGUGAUCUUGUUGGUGAUGUGGCGAGUCCGAUUCCCAAUCACAUUGAAGCUACUCCGCAAGAAACUACGUCUUCUGGGCCUGCUUACCGCCUCGAUCCUGAAAUGGCACAAGAAUACAUGAAGAACAUCAAGCGCUUUCGAAUUCUGGUCAUGGGCAGAGCAAAUGCUGGUAAAACCACCAUUCUCCAAAGAGUCUGCAACUCUACAGAAAAGCCGGAGGUUUUUGAUGGGAAAGGAAACAAGAUGGAUGGUGCCGUCGUGCAAGGCACUUUGACACGUGGCUACCAUAAUAUUGAGCAUGAACUUGUGUUUCAGAGUAACCCGGGUUUUGUGUUCCAUGACUCCUGUGGGUUCGAAGCAGGUUCCACCCAGCAGUUUGACCAGAUGAGGAACUUUGUGGUUGACCAUGGAGCCGCAACGAAGGUGAAUGAACGCAUCCAUGCCAUCUGGUUUUGCAUCCCCAUGACAGACUAUCACAGGACAGUAACUGCAGCUGAGCAGAAAUUCUUCAAUGAGUGUGACACAGGACAUGUUCCUGUGAUAGUGCUGUUGACAAAGGUGGAUGCCUUGUACCUUCCUGCAUUUGAGGGGCUUCUGGAUCAAGGUGUGGCCAUAGCUGAGGCAAGGGAAAGGGCAGUAGAAAAACAAGGUGAACUGUUGGAAAGGUGGCUGGCCCACAUAAAACAUGAGCUUGGCAAGUGCAACUUUCCGCCUAAAGGAUAUGUGUCCCUUCAGAAGAUGCAUCAAGAGAGUGCAGACUGCAGUGCUUUGAUGCAGUGGACAGCAAAUGUGUUGAAUGAGGAAGGUUUACAAAGGUUGCUUAUAUCAACACAACAGUCAAGUAUUGCACUGUGUGUUCAAUAUGCUGUGCAGAAGACAUUGAGAAAAAGAAUGGAGUUAGGUUUUGUGGAAAGAUUGCAGGUGGCUGCAAAAGACCUUGAAUAUGAUCUGCUGGGAUGGUUUCCAAAUGGUGUGGUGGCUGGUGAGUGACUUGAUGGCAUGUUUAGCUGGAUGUCUGUUCAAUGGCAUCACUUGCAUUCUUGAUGUUGGUGGCAUGACAGGCUG